AUGGACCACGGUCAUGAUACCGAGAGCUGCUAUGCGUUGAAGGAUCACCUUGAGGAAUUGGUACAAGACAGUCGGCUUAAGCAAUAUGUCCGCAAGGACAACUCAACCAAAACAGUGGCUUUACGGCAAGAUUCACCUCCACUUGGCGUAAUCCAUAUGAUAUACGGCUUGCCGACGGCAUCCGCGGUACAUGCAAUUCAGUCGCAUCCCAACACCCAAAAGCACAUCACACCGGCAAAACGGCCCCAUGAAGCUGUAAGUAUUACUUUUGAUGAUUUUGACUUGGUCGGCGUGACGUUCCCCUACAUCGACCCCUUGGUUAUCGAACUACGCGUAAACCGAUUCACCGUUGAGCGUGUUCUCAUUGACCAUGGGAGUACUUCAGAAGUUAUGUACUACAAGACCUUCAUCAAACUCUGGCUUACUGAGUCAGACCUAUCUCUAGCUCCUUAUCAGCUAUUCGCCUUCAACGCCAAUCCUGAAUAUCCGCUGGGCAAAAUCACAUUACUAGUUCGAGCGGGCUCCGGAUUAGUGAAUGUGGAAUUUUUGGUUGUCAAGCUUCCUUUGCUGUAUAAUCUGAUCAUGGAAUGA
This is a messenger RNA of Camellia sinensis, 591 nucleotides long. NCBI's taxonomy places the organism in Eukaryota, Viridiplantae, Streptophyta, Magnoliopsida, Ericales, Theaceae. The record is from RefSeq and is a predicted model, not a curated record.